This is a messenger RNA of Dryobates pubescens (Downy woodpecker), 6099 nucleotides long. It is a transcript of the gene PRKCE, whose product is annotated as protein kinase C epsilon. Bases 717 to 2948 code for a protein of 743 amino acids. Gene Ontology annotation, molecular function: ATP binding; diacylglycerol-dependent, calcium-independent serine/threonine kinase activity. Gene Ontology annotation, biological process: protein phosphorylation. The transcript has 15 exons. The record is from RefSeq and is a predicted model, not a curated record. NCBI's taxonomy places the organism in Eukaryota, Metazoa, Chordata, Aves, Piciformes, Picidae.
CGGCGGCGGCUCUGCCCAUCGCCAGGGCGGCGGCCGCCCAGCCGGAGCCCGCCGAGACCCGCGCGGCCCGCUCCGCUGCCGUCGCCCCCCAUGCGCGGGGGUCGCUCCGCUGGGUCCUUGGCCUUGGCGGCGGCGGACAAGAAGGCGGCACAGGACGGGCGGCUCCGGGCUCCAGCGCGGAUGGAAGGUCCCCGGGUGUAUGUUUGCUGAGCGGAGGCUGUGCAGUAGGCAGGGCCGGUGUGUCGGCCGGUGUUUCUGAUUUGUGUGUGUGUGUGUGUAUUGUUGUGCAGCGCACGGGCAGGACUGGCGUGUGCGGGAGCCUGGGAUCGCGGCUCUGCCUUCUCUGCAAAGAUUGAUCCAGGACUAUGGUCUAGGGGAAGGGGAAAGGCUCUUGCUCACCCCACGGAUUGGUUAUGCUCGGGUUUUGAUUGCAUUCGGGGGGUUCUGCAGCCGCGGACACCACCCUCUCCCCGUCAGCCCCCCUCGCUUGUUUUCCGUUAGAAACACGGACAAGAAAAUAAAUGUAUUCACUGGGUGUCGCAAGAGCAAAGGCUAAAUAAUCAAAGGUAACAGCCGCAAGGCGAAGAGACCCGUACUGUAUCCUGCUCUCCCACUCCCAGACCUGCCCUCCUAUUUAUUGGCGAGACCGACCUCCCUCCCUUUUGGUGCGAGUGUGUGCGAGUGUUUGAUCCCGGGAAAAGUGCAGCCAUCCAGCCAUGGUGGUUUUCAAUGGCUUGCUGAAAAUCAAGAUCUGCGAGGCGGUGAAUCUGAAACCCACAGCGUGGUCUCUGAGACAUGCAGUGGGUCCCAGACCACAGACCUUUUUGCUGGACCCUUACAUAGCCCUCAAUGUGGAUGACUCCAGGAUCGGUCAGACCUCAACCAAGCAAAAGACCAACAGUCCUGCUUGGAACGAUGAAUUUGUCACUGACGUUUGUAAUGGCAGGAAGAUAGAGAUGGCUGUUUUCCAUGAUGCCCCCAUCGGGUAUGACGAUUUUGUAGCUAACUGCACUAUACAGUUUGAGGACUUGCUGCAGAACGGGAGCCGCCACUUCGAGGACUGGAUUGACCUGGAGCCAGAAGGGAGAGUGUAUGUCAUCAUAGACCUUUCAGGAUCAUCAGGUGAAGCACCCAAAGACAAUGAAGAACGUGUGUUCCGGGAGCGUAUGCGCCCCAGGAAGCGGCAAGGUGCUGUGCGACGCAGAGUACACCAGGUUAAUGGACACAAGUUUAUGGCCACUUAUCUUAGACAACCAACAUAUUGUUCGCACUGCAGAGAUUUUAUAUGGGGUGUAAUAGGAAAACAGGGAUAUCAAUGUCAAGUUUGCACUUGUGUAGUCCACAAGAGAUGCCAUGAACUUAUAAUAACGAAAUGUGCUGGCUUAAAAAAACAGGAAACUCAUGACGAGCAAGUGGGAUCCCAGCGUUUCAGUGUCAAUAUGCCUCACAAGUUCAGCAUUCACAACUACAAAGUGCCCACAUUCUGUGACCACUGUGGUUCAUUGCUCUGGGGUCUUUUGAGACAAGGUUUACAAUGCAAAGUUUGCAAGAUGAAUGUACAUCGACGCUGUGAAACAAAUGUGGCACCAAACUGUGGAGUGGACGCUAGAGGCAUAGCUAAAGUUCUUGCAGAUCUUGGAGUCACUCCGGAUAAAAUCACUAACAGUGGGCAGAGGAGGAAAAAGCUAAUUGCAGGUGCAGAGACUCAACAGCCAGUUCCUGGAAGCUCUUCAUCAGAAGAAGAUAGGUCAAAGUCAGCACCAACUUCACCAUGUGAUCAAGAAAUCAAAGAGCUGGAAAACAAUAUUAGGAAAGCAUUAUCAUUUGACAAUCGAGGAGAGGAGCACAGAGCAACUGCUACAACAUCGACAGACAACCAGCUUAACAAAGCUGGGGAGAAUGGUGAAAACGGAGAGGUCAAACAGGCCCAGACCAAGCGAAUAGGCCUCGAAGAGUUCAACUUCAUCAAAGUAUUAGGGAAAGGCAGCUUUGGCAAGGUAAUGUUAGCUGAGCUGAAAGGAAAAGAUGAAGUAUAUGCAGUGAAAGUUUUGAAGAAAGAUGUCAUACUUCAGGAUGAUGAUGUAGACUGUACAAUGACAGAAAAGAGAAUUCUGGCAUUAGCACGGAAACACCCAUACCUAACACAACUUUACUGCUGCUUCCAGACGAAGGACCGCCUCUUUUUCGUCAUGGAAUAUGUAAAUGGAGGAGACUUAAUGUUUCAAAUCCAGCGCUCUCGUAAAUUUGAUGAACCUCGAUCCCGCUUCUAUGCAGCAGAGGUCACAUCAGCACUCAUGUUUCUUCACCAACAUGGUGUCAUCUACAGGGACCUGAAACUGGACAAUAUUCUUCUGGAUGCAGAAGGCCACUGUAAACUGGCUGACUUUGGAAUGUGCAAAGAAGGGAUUCUAAAUGGAGUGACCACCACAACCUUUUGUGGCACACCUGACUAUAUAGCUCCAGAGAUCCUGCAGGAGUUAGAAUAUGGCCCAUCUGUAGACUGGUGGGCUCUGGGUGUUCUCAUGUAUGAAAUGAUGGCUGGGCAACCCCCCUUUGAAGCUGACAAUGAAGAUGACCUCUUUGAAUCCAUCCUUCAUGAUGAUGUCUUAUAUCCAGUCUGGCUUAGCAAAGAAGCUGUCAGCAUUUUAAAAGCAUUCAUGACAAAAAACCCAAACAAACGACUUGGCUGUGUAGCAUCACAGAAUGGUGAAGAUGCAAUUAAGCAGCAUCCAUUUUUCAAAGAAAUUGACUGGGUUCUUCUAGAACAAAGGAAAAUCAAGCCACCCUUCAAACCUCGGAUUAAAACCAAAAGGGAUGUAAAUAACUUUGAUCAAGACUUUACACGAGAAGAACCAGUAUUAACGCUAGUGGAUGAGGCAAUUAUAAAACAAAUCAAUCAAGAAGAAUUUAAAGGGUUCUCUUAUUUUGGAGAGGAGCUACUGCCCUAGACAACAUUAGGCUGACAAGAUGAAUGAUGCUGCAAGAAGCGAUUCAGAAGAGAUCAUCACAUUACUGAGACUCAGUAGAUCAAGAACUACUUCUCUUACCCUGAGCCCAUAUCCCAAAAUAGAGUAUAUAUUUAUUAGUUACUUUCCUUUUAUCUUCUAACCUGAAAGCGCUCUUAAUUUCUGUCUCAAAAAGUGAUGCAAAAUGAUUUUGUGUCAGAAACUGUAGAUGUAACACACUGCCAUAUGUGUGCAACUCUUCUUUGAUUCCUAAGGUCUCCUCAGAGGACAAAAUUGCAUCUUUUCCGUGGAAAAUGAAGCUGUGUUACUAAAAGUGAUUUAGCACAUUACAAUCUGUAAUCGUCGUAUUUAAGCUAAGAAAGUGCAAGCUGUUUCUUCUGCACUGAUGGUCAUGGUGAGAUCUGUGCUCAUCCAUACCAUUGUUCUUUGGUAAGCAAAGAAGUCUGCCUUGGUGGGGGUGUAAUCCUCAAUUCUGAAUUUAUUUGGUGAGGUAUAAACUUAAAGCUGUAUGGACAAAGAAGCACAUCAGUUACGACUUUUCUUGUACAACUUACAGAAAAUUCUUAGGAAUAAGAAGAGUCACAAAGAUUACUGAAAUUUUAUUUCAAACAAGACAUAGUACAUGGAUAGUUACUAAAGGGCUAAUGAAUAAAAAGCCUAUAGUACUUUACCAGAGCUAUAUAUAGGCAUUUUACAGUUUUUCAGGACAUUGGAUGUACUAUCCAUGUUACCAAAUUUAAUAUCCAUUUCAAUAAACCAUUAAUGUGAUGGCAAGCUUGUAAGUGUUUACAGUUAAUUUUAGAUUAAGAAAUUAAUUAUAAACAUUAUAAAUUUGCCUUUUCCAUUGUAGCUAAGUUGGUAUGAUUUCUUAUUUAUAUUUAUUUUCUCAGCAGUGUGUUACUUUUACACACUUCUACAAAACCUUAAUACUACUGUGUUUGUUUAAAAUCUAAAGAGAAAUCUGCUUUUAAAAGACACAAAAUAAGGCUAUACAUGCAUUAUAUUGAAGUGUAUAAAAAAUGAAGAUCAAACAUUCACAAACUGACAUUACUGAAAGUUGUAAAUUGAUAUUUUUUUUUUGGUGUAUGAAUUGAACUGGUAACUCAUGUGGACAAUAUUACUAAUGUGAAGUUACCUCUUGUAGAUAUGCUAACAGUGUUAUGUACUUAUAUUUUCAGGAGUACCCUGUGGUUUGUUUUUGGGUUUUUUUUGUGUACAUGUAUUGCUGAGGUCAUUUUAUUAUAUAUUUUACUGGACUGAGUGAGCAGUCAUUGGAACCCAUUUUAAUUGUUGCACAUGGGUUUCCAGCUGCACAAAAAUAUAUAUACUUGUGAUUGGCAAAGUGGCACUAAAGAAGCUUUUUUGCCUUUUGUACAGGUGAGAUCUUGUAUAUAGUGUUUGCUGCAAGGCCUGUGGAAUUCAUUGAAUAUAGAGGUAUCAACUGCUGCAUGUUCAGGCAUACUAUUAAAAUGUUAGUCUAUGACAGAAUAAUUAUAAUAACGUCCAUGUGCAAUACCCUUCUAUGUGUAUUGGUUCAAGUUACUGUCAGAGAGGUGAGGUUUUUGUUAUAAAAGAUGUAGACAUACGUUAAGCUAUACUAAAUCUCUUGUAUAGUUCUCUUCAACUCUAUUGUGACAUGAUAGAGGUUGGAAAGAGAAAGGAAUGUUACAAAUCGUAGUGGACAAAGUGUGAAUCCUUGGCUUUACGAGAUAAUCUCAGUCUUGAGCAGAUGAGUUAGUUUGUGUCAGUUUUGCGUCUGGCUGCUCAUAGCCUGUUAGUGAUGACAACAUUCAGUUCCAUUUUGUUUUGUUUUUAAAACUCAGGUGUAAUUAUUAUAUAUAUUCUGAUGAUGAUUUCAAAAUAUUAAAUAUUAUGGUAUAUCAAUUAAUGUGUUGUCCGGCCUACAGGUGUAAUAAUGGAUCAAGCCUUUAGUUUAAUUUAAUUUAUCUUCAGUAAUCUUUUGUACUGGGAAAAGACUAGCUGCUGGAGCUGAGUACCAGCACAGAAACAUGCAAUGAUUGCAUCAUCUCAAGGUUUAAAUUUCUUUCUCUUUUAGAAAUAUAUUGUAGAACUGCCCAUCAAUUUGUGUCUCGCCACUGGCUCUGUUUAUUCCUCAUCAUGGUUAGCUUUUGACAUCCAGGCAAGAACUGAUCACAACGCUAAGGUGUUCUUUUCUGUACGUGAGCAGGCUGGAUAGGAAGACUUAUUGGAUAGUGCACUACUGUUUGUACAAGAGGCCUUUACACAAAACUCUUGAGCAUUUAUUUUGAAGGAAUUAAAAGCACCCCAUAAAGCCUUUGUAAGCAAGCUACAUGGUCUCUAUUCCCUUUUCUAACAUGAAGAUAUUUAGCAAAUGUUUGUAUUCUAGGAGGCCUCAGCACCUGCACUGUUUGUUAGAAUGCUAAAAGAGAAGUGAAGGAGGUUAAAAACCUUGUGCAUGGGCAGAUACUUCUUCAAUAUAAAUAGUUAGAUUCUCUGCAUUGGGUUUACAUCAGGUUUGUCUGUUACCUUGAACAUUUUUUAAAGAUAAUUCUUGAAAAUGGACAUUCUGUUACAUUUCUGCCUGUUCUGUAAAAUUUUUCCUGUUCCUUCUUUGUAAAACAAGUGCAAAAUGCCAAAAAUAUUAUUAUUAAUUAUUAUUAUUAUAAAGAAUCCAUUGUUUCUUGGUUUUCCUCCCAAACAGACUUUGCUAAAAAAUGGAAACACAUUUUUCUCCAUAGGGUGAAAAAAUAAUUAUUUCCAAAACAUGCUUACAAAUUACCUCUUUUUAAAUUAUGUGCAGAAUAGUUCUGGCUAAACAGAAAAUGUAUUCAGUUGGGGGGGUAGGGUUGUGGGGUUUUUUAUUGUGAGGAUUUAUUUGUACAGGGUUUUUUUUUUUGUUAUGGAUGUAAUUUGAAUCUCUUGCCAUUCAUUAGUGUUAUUUCAUCGUAAACAUUAUUACUGUGCCAAAUGUACUGUAUUCAAAAGGAUGUGAAUGUGUAUUGUUUCAGAACCUAAUAAAUACAAUGAUCAUAAAUCUUUUUUUUCCCCCCCAAAGUUUUCCUGCAUAUUUUCUAAAGAGGAAGAAAGAAAGAUGAAGGAUUAAUAUUUUUUCCUGUUCUGUGUUAUACAAAAUACCAUGAGUUUGUCUUUU